Cryptomeria japonica (Japanese cedar) is the source of this 2322-nucleotide messenger RNA. RefSeq lists its product as uncharacterized. The transcript is spliced from 5 exons. The coding region runs from base 256 to 1542 and encodes 428 amino acids. The record is from RefSeq and is a predicted model, not a curated record. NCBI's taxonomy places the organism in Eukaryota, Viridiplantae, Streptophyta, Pinopsida, Cupressales, Cupressaceae.
AUUGGAAACGAUUAAAAAUCUUUUUGAAAAUCAAAAUACAUCAAUCGGCCCUCGUUGAGGCUCGAAUGGCGUCGAAGGCGCUUCGAAAGGCCAACAGCAGUCAAUCAGCUCUUUUAUUCCCGCCAACUAUGCUUCCUUUCAAAACCCCUCUGAUCUCACCGAAAGUACCCUAACCCUUUUUGUUGACAAAAUCCCCAAUCACCCCAGCAGUCCAUUCUAGUCUUCUAUUGUUUUACCGAUUAGCCUUACAUUGCAAUGCAAUACAACAAGACCAUGGAUAACAAUCUGGUACAGAGGAUUGAACAGCAGAAGCCCUUAUUGGUAUACCAAAGAAGAAACGGCACAAUAAAAAAUUCUGAGCAACUUGGUAAAUCUGACACAACUGCCAGCAGUAGCAACAACAAAGAUGCCCUCAUUGAAAACCAAUCAGUCAUCAGUAAUAACAAUGAUAAGAGUAAGGUCAUUUUUGUAUACAGGAGAAAAAGAAAAAGAAUAACAACAGAUGUCCAUGUGGUAAGAAUAACAACAGAUACCCAUGUGGUCAAGCUUGAAGCUGAAGCACCGGAAUGUCUUAAUUCUAGCGAUAGUCCAAUGAAUGAUGAUUUUACAAGCAUAAUAACAGCAGAGACCAUCCACAGCACUAAAGGCAGCAGUGCUUACGCCAACGGCAAUAGGUCUGAACAAUUGGGUCGUAGAAAAAAAGGGUCAGAACAAUCAGACUAUAGGAAAAAUGGGUCUGAACUGUUGGAUCAGGGAACAAAUAAGAAGAAGAGGCCUCGCUUAGCGGUUUGUAGGUCUGUUCAGUAUGAACUCAGAAGUACAGUUUCCAGGCCCGUUCAAUCCCAACUCAGUACAACUGCAGAGGAGGCAAAGCCAGACGUUUCUGCCACUUCAGAGCUCACACAGGUGGUAAUGCUGCCCAACAAAGCCAGUCACAGGGCGUUUCAGAGGGCUAGAAAUGGCGCUCCCAAGCGCCAUAGAAGGUAUUUGAAAUACUCCACAAUUUUGAAGAAUACAAAUCACGGAAUUGGUAAUAUUGUACAUGGAAAUGACUCUGAUGUUUGCCAAGAUGUUGAAGACUAUAUGGGAGAUGAACGGAAACGGAAGGUAAUCAGGACCAUUGAAAGCCUCUAUGCUUUUCCUGCUGACUAUCAGGACUUUUACAUGAGGCCCUGGUAUUUGAAAUCUUCCACCAUGUCAAAGGAUUUGAGCUAUGAAAGUGACAAUUCUAAAAUUACUAGACACGGGGAGUAUCCAGAUCUUUAUACACAAGAUGAGGAUGAUAUUGAAGAUGAACGGAAAAAAAAGGUGUUUAGGAGCAUUGAGAGCUUGUACGUUUGCUCCCUCAUUAAGGAGGAGAAGUCUUGUUUAAUAAUUCACAGCUUGAUGGAGGGGAUGUUCAAGGAUAGACGACUUUUACCAUACAUAAUCACAGACCGACUGCGUUUUCUUUUAAUCAGUGGUUCCAUUUCAGAUUUUGAGGGGCCACAAGAAAGUGUGAUUAAGAGUAGCUCGGGGAAGAUUGUUCUAAGUGGUUUGUAAAGGGGGUCUUGCAGGUGCACUUAAGUAUACAGAAUUUCCUGAAGGGACAACUAUAUGUAGUCUACUCAGGAAUUGAUUAAUUAAUGACAGGAUGGGUACUAUUUCAUGAAGAUUCUCAGGUCAUUUUCUCAAGUGUAUUAAAACAUUUUGUGGCAGCUUUGGAUGGUUACAUAUUGAUUAGUUUGUUAGUCUAAUCUGGAUAUCAUCAAGUAGUGUCGAUGACUUAUCUAUUAUAUGUCUAGUCCAUAUUUCAUGGACACCAGAAGCUCUCCUUUCUCUGGCAUGUUUAGAUUGAUCAUUCAUCUAAAUGUUUUGCAUUGCGUUAGGGUAAUAGUUGAGCUGAUUUUGAGUGGAUGAAUUUGGCAGAACAGGAGAGAUCGAAUUUCUUACACUAUGCUGGCAUAUCUUCUUUUGGUUGGGAUAUUUUUAAACAUUUGAUUGAAGGACUUUGGAGAUGACUUCAGAGGAACUUAUGGACAGUUUUUAAUAUCCUCAAAAUGGGAGUCUGGUUUGGAACUCAAGGAUAUGCUAAAUUCAUCUUCCUGUCCAUUUGGGUCUUCUUUACACCUCUGCUAAUUUCUCCUGUACAAGGCUCUGACUUAUUGGUAUGCAAUUGAAAGUGCCAUGGGCAAGCUGGGUUCUCUGAAUAUGAUUACUAUGAAUUUACCCCUUGCUCUAGAGCUAUGUCAAUGUAGAACUUUGCAAGUUGUCCGUUCUGUUUAUGUUAAAUGUAAAUAGUAAUUACUUUAUUUAAUAAUGCUUUGUGAGAUUUUCAGUUUA